Messenger RNA from Pyricularia grisea, 147 nucleotides. RefSeq lists its product as uncharacterized. Bases 1 to 147 code for a protein of 48 amino acids. NCBI's taxonomy places the organism in Eukaryota, Fungi, Ascomycota, Sordariomycetes, Magnaporthales, Pyriculariaceae. The record is from RefSeq and is a predicted model, not a curated record. The transcript has a single exon.
AUGAGGGGGAAUCGUCCCAGAUAUCUUUUCGGUUAUACAGCGCCUGCCCACUUUGAGCACAAAAUCAUACCCGGGAAAAGAAACUGUCCGACGGAUGCGAAAUGGCUCGAAGCCAAGGAUGGGUUUACGACCAUCGUUCCGCAGUAA